Molecule: messenger RNA, 1641 nt
Organism: Lobosporangium transversale
Lineage: Eukaryota; Fungi; Mortierellomycota; Mortierellomycetes; Mortierellales; Mortierellaceae
Product: P-loop containing nucleoside triphosphate hydrolase protein
Exons: 3
Coding region: 1-1641 (546 amino acids)
Molecular function (GO): RNA helicase activity; ATP binding; nucleic acid binding
Source: RefSeq, a predicted model, not a curated record
AUGAAGGUUGCUGCUGUCAAAACAGCCAAGCCAAUUAAGAAGGCUGUAGCUGCUGCUGUCCCUACACAAAAGUUAAAAAAGCCUGUUGUCCAGCAACCCUCCGAUAGUGAAGAUGAGAGUGAUGAUGACUCUGUAGACCAGAGUGAAGAAGAAGAAGAAGAAGAAGAAGAAGAAGAAGAAGAAGAAGAAGAAGAAAAAGAAAAAGAAAAAGACAACAGCAGUAGCGAUAACGACAAUAAGAGUGUUGAUGAAGGUCAAGAAGAUAAUGGAAAUAAUGAUGAAGAAACCGAGAAAUCUAAGGAGAAUGUCACUUUUAAGGACCUGGGUCUGAUGCAACCUUUGGUGGAUGCCUGCGAGCAACUCAAGUUUAAAGCACCAACAGAGAUUCAGAGAGAGUCCAUUCCUUGGUCCUUGCAGGGUCGUGAUAUCAUUGGUCUCGCUCAGACAGGAUCAGGAAAGACAGCUGCGUUCGCCCUUCCUAUCCUUCAAGCCCUUUGGAACAACCCUUCACCCAUGUUUGCUUGUGUCAUGGCUCCCACGAGAGAGUUGGCUGUCCAAAUCUCAGAGACAUUUGAAUCAUUAGGAUCAACCAUUGGAGUGCGCUGCUGUGUUAUUGUAGGAGGAAUGGAUAUGAUGGCUCAAUCAAUUGCUCUUUCCAAAAAGCCACACGUCAUUGUCUGUACACCCGGACGUCUUCAGGACCAUCUGGAGAACACAAAGGGCUUUAGUUUGAGAACAUUGAAAUAUUUGGUGUUGGAUGAGGCUGAUCGUCUGUUGGACAUGGAUUUUGGACCGAUCAUUGAUCAGAUCCUCAAAGUCAUUCCCAAGGAACGCAACACUUUCUUGUUUUCUGCCACCAUGACCACCAAGGUCGCUAAAUUACAAAGGGCCAGUUUGAAUAAUCCCGUCAAGAUCGAGGUUGCUACGAAAUAUUCAACAGUGUCCACGUUAUUACAAUAUUACCUGUUCUUCCCACUCAAGCAUAAGGAUUCAUAUCUAGUCUAUCUCUUGAACGAACUGGCGGGUAACUCGACCAUUGUGUUUUCAAGGACCUGUAACGAUACCCAACGCAUCACAUUAUUGCUUCGAAACCUGGGCUUCCCAGCGAUCCCGCUGCAUGGACAGCUCAGUCAGGAAAAGCGUUUAGGAGCAUUGAACAAGUUCAAGGCAGGGAACAGGAACAUUUUGAUUGCAACGGAUGUGGCUAGCAGAGGAUUGGAUAUUCCAUCGGUCGAUAUUGUUCUCAACUAUGAUUUGCCCAAUAACUCCAAGGAUUAUAUUCAUCGAGUGGGUCGAACGGCCCGUGCAGGUCGAUCGGGUAAAUCGAUUACGUUUGUGACUCAAUAUGAUGUGGAGGUUUACCAGAGGAUUGAACAAGCCCUGGGCAAGAAGCUGGAGGAGUUCCCGACAGAUAAGGAUGCAGUGAUGCUAUUACAGGAACGUGUGGCGGAAGCACAACGGUUCGCGAUCACCGAAUUGAAGGAACAACAUGCUAAUCGGGGUAAAGGAGGUCGUGGUGGAAACAAGCGCCUUUUCAAUGCAGAUGAUAAUGAUCGGGAUGAUGAUUCUGUUCAGGCUGGUAGCUAUAAGAGCAAGAGUGGUGCUGCACGAGGAAAUAAGGGCAAGAAGAUGCGCAAGUGA